AUGUCUGCCAACGAUGAAGACCUUAUCAAACUCUCCUGCGAUUUGAAAGACCAGCCGCUUUCAGGCAAAUCAAUUCACGAUAUUAUUGAAUCAUAUGGCCAAGACUCCAAAUUGCUUGAAAAAAUGAAUAGUCCCAAUGCAGCAGAUGAUUUUCAUCUAAAAUAUAUCUCAGAUCAUGAAGACUACAUGGAUGUUCAGGGCUUCAAAAUUCGGUUAUGUCACAAUAUGCAAAAUAUUGUACAUGACUCGGUAUAUCUAAUGCUGCCUGGUUUGGGAGGGAAUAUGGAUCAAUAUAUUCAACUGCUUAGACUAAUCGAUAAAUGUAAUCAGUCAUUUGUAUCAAUAGACCCUCCAGAUUUCACCAGCGAUAAAGCUCUUUCAAAUUAUUCAAUGUAUAACAUUGCAAAACUUUAUGAAGAAACUUUAAGUAGGCUUGUGGGGACAAGUAAGUUCAAAUUGAAUAUUGUAGGCCACUCAUUAGGAACUUAUAUUUCAAUACAUUUCUACCAUUUAUUCAACUACAAGUACAACGUUGAAAAACUAAUAUUACUGACACCUCCGAUGUCUGACAGAGAUCUCCCAAUCUAUACAAGAGUAAUAAGAUCCACUGCACUAUACGCAAUUUUCACAUGGCCAUGGACUUUUGAUUAUUUAAGAGACUGGUUAAAAUUACCAAAUGGUGAAGUCGAACCAUGCUUUUAUAAUAAAAAUGAUGAUGAAAAUGAAACUCUUCACUAUAUUAAAUUAUUCCAAUUUUAUCUUAACUUACAGUCAAAACUUCAAAAUACCGUUGGCUAUAUACUGGGAUGGGAAUCUGUUGACUGGAAUGCCAUAUCAGACAUUCUAAAUCAGGAAGGGAAUAAUACAACGGUCUUUGUUAUACGCGCUGAGAACGAUAUUGUAGCUCAUCCUGAAAUGUCUGACAAUAUGUUCAAGAAAUUCAUGGUCCCAGACGACAGAAAAAAAGUUGAUAAGUAUCAACCACUGCUCUCAUAUAUUGUAUCUAGAUCAACCAGAGCAAGUUUGCCGCUUGUUCCUUGA
Messenger RNA from Kazachstania africana CBS 2517, 1041 nucleotides. RefSeq lists its product as uncharacterized. The record is from RefSeq and is a predicted model, not a curated record. The transcript has a single exon. NCBI's taxonomy places the organism in Eukaryota, Fungi, Ascomycota, Saccharomycetes, Saccharomycetales, Saccharomycetaceae. Bases 1 to 1041 code for a protein of 346 amino acids.